Molecule: messenger RNA, 2057 nt
Organism: Condylostylus longicornis
Lineage: Eukaryota; Metazoa; Arthropoda; Insecta; Diptera; Dolichopodidae
Exons: 3
Coding region: 491-1783 (430 amino acids)
Source: RefSeq, a predicted model, not a curated record
UAGAGUCGACAAUCUAUUUUGUGCGGUUAAAAGAAUUAUUAUUAAUUUAUAAUAAUAUUAAAUUAGUUCCAAACUAAGUCAAACUUGUUUUAAAAUUAAAAAUAAGUUUUUUUUCAAUAAAUGAGCAGAAAAAAUUGAACUAUAUUUCGGUAUAACUGCGAAGAAUUUUACUAGUUAAUUAGCUAUUUCAAUAGAAAUUUGCGUUUAAGAAUUGUUAAGUAAAGUUAGAAAGAAUAUUCCGCUUAUUCGAUUUUAACUAUUCAUUUUUGGUAUAAAAAUAUGUAAUAAAAAAAACUUUACGCUUAAGCAAUUAAAUAAGAAUUUAUUAAGAAUAAAAAUUGAUUUUGCAUCACCAAUUGUAUUGUUUACCUAUUAAACCCAUAUACAUUUGUUGAGCAACAUUAUUUUAAUUUUUCCAAAAAUAUAAACAAAGUAAAAAUAGGGAUUUAGAGAAAUAGAAUUUAUUAUUUAAAAACAUAGAGCCUUUAAAAUGGCAUAUUAUUUUUUAUUAUCGCCGCAAUUAUUGGCACAACAACAGCUAUUACCAGCAAAUCAACAGCAGCUCUUAGCACAACAAAUAAUUCAAUCGCAACAACUACAACAAGGUGAAGAUUUAAUCCAACAGAGAUCUGAUGCAAUAGAUUUGACAGAUGAAGAUGUUGAAGAGAAAAAAUUUAAAAUAGAACCCAGACAUGGAGUUUACGCACAAUAUGAAGACGCACCUCAACAUCAUAUAAAUUCUUGGGAACAGCAACAUCAUCAAAAUUCUCACCACCAUCACCAAUCAAGUCAAGCGCAACAAUCCCAUCAUCAGUCUUUAACAGGAAGUCAUCAAUACCAAUCUAUAGAUCAAAAUGAAAUAUGGCAUUCUGGAUCUGAACCUACAACAUCUGAUGAAUGUGUAAUACCUGAAGAAAAUAUUUCCAACUAUGAAACUGUUAUUGAAACAGAGGAAGUUGUUGAAGAGUUACCUUCACCACAGAAUAGACAAAAACAUUCAGAAACAGGAAAUUUUGAACCCGAACCAGUGCAAACAGCUCAAAAAGAAAAAACAUUAGUUGAUUAUAUAGCACGAUAUCCAUCCAAAUGUGGUGAAAUUUAUUUAAGUAAAACAAAACAAUAUAAAAUAAAGUGUCAUUACUGUAAGGAAAUUAUCGAGGGCAUCACUAGAUACAUUGAACACAUCAAUGAAAGCCACUUUCCGUAUAAUACUGAUGUUCAUGAUAUCAAAGUUGCAGAUUUCGAUGCUGAAAAAUGUGGAAAUGUAUUCAUGUCAAAUACAUGUUCGUUUCUUUAUGUUUGCACAGUAUGCAAUAAGCCAUUUGAGGAUUUUCAACAGUUUUCAAAACAUAUUAAUGAAUAUCAUUUGAACAUUCUUUUAGGAAAUCCGAAAACGUUUUUGGACGCAUUUCAAUUGUUUGCUAAGAAGAUGGAAGAAAAAACUGAGUUUGUCAACGAAAACACCGUUCACAAAACAACAUCAAAAGUUCGCGGAUCAAAAACUUUGAAAGAAGCGAGAGAAAACACCACACCAAUUCGUUCUCAAGCAAAAUCUCAACCUCAAAAAUGUGAUUUAUGUAAUUAUCAAUGUCGUACUCUUAAACAAUUAGCAAAACAUAAUGAGCUCCAUGUGAUGCAAAAUCCCCGCCUUCAAUUGCAACAACAAACGCAAAAUCAACAGCAUCAGCAACUCCAACAAAAUCAAAACCUUUAUUACGGUAAUUAUUCCCGAACAACUGAUGCAGAAGAAGCUAGAUUAGCGGCUGAAUUUAUUUUAUCGUGAAUUAUGAUCGAGAUUUGGUACUUUUAAAUAAAAUUUUAAAGUUGGUUAAUUUUAACAUUUGUUUUUCUUUAUUUUCAUCUCCUUAAUACUUUAAUUUCUGUAAUAUUAAGAUUUUUUUAAUAAGUUCAUAAUUAUAAAGAAUUAAUUUUUUUUUUUAAUUAGAAGAAUAAAACAUUGUGUAUAAUAUUGUGUUUCUAUUUUAAAAUACAAAAUUAUAUUAAUUGCAAAAUUGUUUUGUUCGGAAUAUCGAAAAAACUUCAAAGGUAAAUUAUGU